ACAUGAAAGAAGUCCUGCUGGAGAGAAACCCUAUGAAUAUCCACAAUGGGAUAAAGCCUUCACAUAUCACAGUCAUCUUCCAAAGCAUGAAAGAAUUCAAACUCGAGAGAAACCCUCUGAAGGCUUUCAACAGAGUGAAGCAGUUGCAUGUCAUAGUAGUCUCCAAAUACAUAAAAGAAGAGAUACUGGAGAGAAAUCCUACAAAUGUAAUCAGUGUGAUAAAGCCUUUUUACAACCCAAGUCUCUUCGAAGACAUGAAAGAACACAUACUGGAGAGAAACCCUACAAAUGUAAUCAGUGUGAUAAAGCCUAUACACAAAAGAGUAAUCUCCAAAUACAUAAAGUAAUACAUACUGGAGAGAAACCCUACAAAUGUAAUCAAUGUGAUAAAGCCUAUUCACAACGCCGGACUCUUCGAUUACAUGAAAGCACACAUACUGGAGAGAAUCUCUAUGAAUGUAAUCAAUGUGGUAAAGCCUUUACACUUCAGUCUACUUUGACAAUACAUAAAAGAACACAUACUCAAGAGAAACCCUAUGAAUGUAAUCAAUGUGGAAAAGCCUUUGCGCAUCAGUCUACUUUGACAAUACAUAAAAGAACACAUACUCAAGAGAAACCCUAUGAGUGUAAUCAGUGUGGAAAAGCCUUUGCAUAUCAUUCUACUUUGGCCAUACAUAAAAGAACACAUACUCAAGAGAAACCCUAUGAAUGUAAUCAAUGUGGAAAAGCCUUUGCACAAAGCAGUCAUCUCCGAACACAUAAAGUAAUACAUACUGGAGAAAAACCCUACAAAUGUGAUCAAUGUGAUAAACCCUUUUCACAACCGAGUCAUCUCCGAAUACAUAAAAGAACACAUACUGGAGAGAAGCCCUACAAAUGUAAUCAGUGUGAGAAAUCAUUUGUAUCUCACACUCAUCUUCUAAUUCAUGAAAGAAUUCAU
This is a messenger RNA of Grammomys surdaster, 940 nucleotides long. RefSeq names its product zinc finger protein 120-like. The transcript has a single exon. The record is from RefSeq and is a predicted model, not a curated record. NCBI's taxonomy places the organism in Eukaryota, Metazoa, Chordata, Mammalia, Rodentia, Muridae. The annotation marks the transcript as partial.